Messenger RNA from Ogataea parapolymorpha DL-1, 1059 nucleotides. RefSeq lists its product as uncharacterized. The record is from RefSeq and is a predicted model, not a curated record. The coding region runs from base 1 to 1059 and encodes 352 amino acids. The transcript has a single exon. Lineage: Eukaryota; Fungi; Ascomycota; Pichiomycetes; Pichiales; Pichiaceae.
AUGACACAGCUAAAAGAUAAGUUACGAGAACUGCGGGAGUUGACAGAAGCUUUAUAUCGAGAUUUUGGGCUCAAGUGCGAGUACACCCUCUCAGACACUAAGGACGCCUUGCUACCACCAGACUCAAAUAAUGCCCCCAAAGACGCUGACACUACCGGCUCCUCGGUGGACGAGAAUUCUGUGAUUGAGUCGACUUUCAAGACGAUCGAAAUCGACCCUUCAGACUCAAGCGAAGUUGACGAGUACCUUGUUCAAUGCUUUGAUGAAUUCCAGCAGAUCCCAUGCAAAUUGCUGGCAAAAGCGUGGAUACGACUCAUAGAGCCUAAGAAACAGAGCAGAUAUCCUUACAAGCUUGGAGAUCGGUCCAAGCCGUUGUGGUGGCCGGAGACUUGUCGCCAUAAGGAGCCAGACCACCUUCGCAAAGAAGAGCGGAUCGACCUGCUGGUAUGCAUAGUGAAGACUUUUAGGUUCCAAGCAAAAGACCUGAUCGCGACGGCAGAGUCUGUCGGAGAUUUCAGCAUAGCCCAUGGAGAACACACCAAAGUGAGCAGACUGAGCAGACGGAAGCUCGACAUACUUAUAGAGAUGUUCAAAGUUCUCAAUGCUGCCCCUGGUUCCGGACCCGUGAUCGUGAGCAAACCUGGCAAAAAAUACUCUAGCAAGGUUUAUACCAAAAAGGUGGUGCAACGCAAAUUGGAGUCCGAGCAGCGCGAAAAUGUUCCUCCUGAAAAGCACAGUCUUCCACCUAAAACUCCAUCGCCACGUAGGGUGCUUGGGGCGCCGCUGAUACCCUCAAAUAUGCGACAAACGUCGACCCCUGAGAUGAACUUCCAGAGUCACGAUUUUGGGCACGAGAACAUCGAGCCCAGCUUGGCAAGCCGAAACCCGCUCAGUCUCUUGACACCUAACAACUUCAAUCUGUUGCUCUUGUACGGGCCAUCGUCAACGGACUUUGGCGGGCUUUUCCAAGCCAACGAGAAUACGAGGUCCGCGCAGCGUGCGACGUAUUUCCAACGAGUAGACCAAUUCGAUAGCGACGAAACAGUUAGUGACUGUUGA